Messenger RNA from Sphaerulina musiva SO2202, 1712 nucleotides. Its product is annotated as autophagy protein. NCBI's taxonomy places the organism in Eukaryota, Fungi, Ascomycota, Dothideomycetes, Mycosphaerellales, Mycosphaerellaceae. The record is from RefSeq and is a predicted model, not a curated record. The transcript is spliced from 3 exons. The coding region runs from base 1 to 1614 and encodes 537 amino acids.
AUGGCCUCUACUGACCCAGGUCUGGCGCAAGUCGCUGCCACAGCGGAGGACCCCAUCAAGGGCGCCAUAUACAAGGACGAUGGAGAGCUCAUGGAAGAAGAAGAUCGACCGGUCGCACCCGAUCAAUUUGAUGUGCGCUACGAGACGACCAAGACGGAGAUCUGGGCGUGGUACGGGUAUUAUAUGGGCAACAAUGGUCUGACCCUGUUCAACUUCGCUCCCACUGCUGCACAAAACUUGCUCUAUCAGCAUGCCGAAGCCAUUGGAGGCCCGGACAACCAGAUUGUGCACUUUGCGGGAUCGAACCGAACCAUAAAUUCCGUCAUCUUGCUCUGCAACGGCAUCAGCUUCGCCAUCCAAAUUGUCAUCUUCCUGGUCUUGGGAUCGUACGCCGACUUUGGCACUUUUCGUCCCAACAUCCUCAUUGUGCUCUCGCUCAUUGCCUGGGGGAUUGGCUUUGGCUGGCUGGGAGUGCACACGGUGGACGACUGGCAGAUUGGACUGGGCUUGUACGUGGUGGGACUGAUCGCGUAUCAAUUAUGCCUGACGUAUUGGACGGCCGCAUUUCCUGGCCUGGCACGAAACACGCCAGAGACGAGAGAGAAAGCGCGACAGUAUGAGGACGGAGAGAUCACACGAGAUGAAUAUGACCAUGCCGACAGCAUGAAGCGGAAUGAGCUGAGCAAUGUCGCAUUCAUCGUGCAAAGUGUCGUGGAGAUUUUCAUUCUGGUCAUCAUUGUGGGCAUCAUGUUCGGCCUCGAUGUGAAUGCCAGCGUCGCCAAGAACAACUAUGGUCUCAGCGUGCUCAUCGCGUUCGCGUCCGGUGUCUGGAUUCUGGUUGCUUUGCCGUGGUUCUUCCUCGAGAAGCGGAGACCAGGACAAGAUCCAGGCAUGAAUAUUGUGAUUGCCGGCUUCUGGCAGCUGUACCGUGCUCUGACACAAAUCUGGCAGCUUCGUCAGAGUCUCAUGUACCUGAUCGGCUACUUCCUGCUCGGAGACUCGCUCAAUACCACCGUAACAGUCAUUGCUACCCUGCAGAAUGAAAUUGUGGCCUACAAUACACUGCAGCUCACCUAUCUCCUGAUCGUCGGCAUUGCUGCUCAGGGCGUGGGCAUUCUCGCGUUCUGGUUUGUGCAGAAGCGCUUCCAACUCUCCACCAAAACCAUGUUCAACGCAGUCGCUGUGGGCAUCAUUCUGCUCGAUGGUUGGGGCAUGAUCGGCAUCUGGACACAGCGCUUCGGCUUCCACCACAAAUGGGAAGUGUGGGUUUACCAAGUAUUUUAUGGAUUGUUUGUCUGUCCAUGGUACUCGUACUCGCAGACGAUGAUCUCCGAAGUCACGCCCCGCGGCAAAGAAUUCCUCUUCUUCUCCCUCUUCUCCAUCAUCGGUAAAACCAGUUCCUUCAUCGGCCCCUUCAUCUCCUCGGCCAUCAUCGACGACACGGGAAAUAAUAGUAGUCCCUUUUAUUUCCUCUUCGCCCUCAGUCUCGCGAGUUUUCUCUUUUUGCUGUUUUUCGUCGAUGUCAAACAAUCGAGAGUUGAACAAGCGGACUUUUUGGAAAGGGAGAGAUUACUCAAAGAAGAGAAGAAGAAGAGAAAGAAUAGUACCUGGUAAGAAUUAGAAAAAAGAAGACGAGUCAUAAUGAUGGGAUUAUUAGUAUCAUGGAAGAUUAAGUUCACACGAUUGCGGUAGACAUAUACAUAUUUCUUUUG